CACUGAUAGUAACGGUCAAGAAAGAUCAACUAGAAAGAUCGAAAUUAUUGUUUUUCAUUACAAAUAAAUUUUGAGUUGAGACGAAGAGAGAGUACACAGAAAAAUGGGAUCAUCAUCAUCAUUAGCAACUGCAUUAAAGAGUCUGUUCGUCGUAUUGGGAUGUUUGGUUAUAGGCAGCAUCAUCUACACUCUCCUCACUGAUGGUUUCCCUUCCUUCAAAGAACUCAACCCGUGGAUGGUGGUAAACCUGAUAGAUUUCUACGUCCAUGUUUUUGUAAUAGGGUCGUGGGUUGUCUACAAGGAAUCCAACUGGAUUAAUGCAAUACUUUGGGUGGUCUUGCUAGUAUGUUUAGGAAGCCUUGCUACAUGUGUCUACAUUGUGUUGCAAUUGCUGAAGCUUUCAACUCAGGAAUCUUUACAGGAUCCUAUUUACUUUGUCCUAUUACGACGGCAGGAAAAGAAUGAAACAGAACGACAGAGGAAGUGUUCUCUUUUAACUGCAAGAAUUCUAUCUCUUGCUUUGAGCAGUCUGAUGCUAGGGAUAUUGAUAUACACUAGUGUAACUGAUGGUUCUCCAGUUCGCAGAGAUCUUUUCACUCCGUGGAUGAUAGUAGAAAUAAUUGCAUUCUUUGUCAAUGCUAUAGCUCUUUCGGUCUGGGUUGCUUAUAAGGAAUCAAGUUGGCUUAGUGUAGCUAUUUUGACAAUACUAAUAAAUUUGUCUGGCGGCACCACUACAUGUGCCUAUAUUGCUGUUCAGCUUUUCCGUCUCUCAUCUGAAGAUCCCGUCUACCUUGUUCUUUUCAGCAACCGCAACAGGGAGAAAAAGAGGGAAUGAAGGAACCUCUUACACAGAGAACAUGGGAGGGUGUCAACUGAGCAAGAAGCUUCAUGGUUGAUUUAGUUCUGAUUUGAUCAUUAGAUUCUUUUUCUUUUUUUUACAUUAAUAAAUAAGUCGACAAAGUAAAGUUCCAAUUUGCAUAUGUUUGUGUAAAAGAACCAAAAUGUUUCCUGUGAUAAUAAUGUUGCUUUAUCUGGAUUAAGUUUUGUUACUCCUCUAUCUUAAGCACAAUGUAAUCCCCUGCAUAAAAGUUAUGUCAUGUUGUAUAUUUCAUACGCAUAGAACAUAUUUAACACAA
Capsicum annuum is the source of this 1136-nucleotide messenger RNA. RefSeq lists its product as uncharacterized. The record is from RefSeq and is a predicted model, not a curated record. Lineage: Eukaryota; Viridiplantae; Streptophyta; Magnoliopsida; Solanales; Solanaceae. The transcript is spliced from 9 exons. The coding region runs from base 104 to 835 and encodes 243 amino acids.